UUUAUCUGAGAACCUCAUUGCACCAAAGGAUCUCAUCAUUUCCGCGUACAACACAGAUUCUAUCCCCAGGGUAGCCAAAGACGCUGGCAUAGAGAUUCGCCAUGGAAAUCUUACCGACUCGUCGACAUAUUGAAAUCUUAUGCUGGUGCCGAUGCUCUGUUUCUCGUCUGGUACCCUUCAGUAAGCGAGGAACGCUUUGCCCUUCAUCGUACUGCGAUAGACGCAGCAAAGAAAGUAGGUGUAAAACAUGUUAUUUACACUUCUUUGACAUGGGGAGGACUAGUGGGGGAUGAGCCGAGUGUUGCCGGUGUCUUGCAAGCACAUAUUAAGACUGUGUAAUAUUUGAAGCAAAGUGGAUUGACUUGGACCAUUGUUCGAGAGGGAACCUAUGCACAUCUGUGGAGUAAUAUGGCGGGGUUUUUGAAGCUGGAUGGUCCCAUUGAUGAAGUGCAAGAAGCGGUUAUUCCAGGAGAUGGACUAAACGCUUGGGUGAAUAGGGAGGAAUUGGGCAUUGCGACGGGGAGAAUUGUUGGAAACUGGGUAUGCUAUUUAUCUUAUCGUGGAGCCUUUCUAAUUCUCGCUGACGUUUACCACCAAUAGGAAAAUUACAUUAACAAAACUGUGACUUUGACAGGUCAACGUACAUAUACCAUGCGUCAGAUCAUUGAUCUUUACGUCGCUCACACAGGCAAAAGAGUCAAUUUUCGCGUUCUUCCAGUUGACGAGGUGAUCAAAUAUCAUAUCAAACACAAAAUUUUGCCACCGGGGCAAGAAAGCUUUCUGUCAAACUGGGUGACCAUGCAUAAAGCUUGGGAGCUUGGUGAAGCUGAUUAUGUAGACCCGUCUUUGGGGGAUAUUCUGGGACGUCCGCCAAAGACAUUGGAAGAUCAGGCGGAUGAAAUCUUUAGCGAAGGGAAUAAGUUGGAUACAAAGGACUUUGCCAAAGUCUGAUGGGUGAAAUGUUUCGUAUUCAGCUCUCAUUUAUGGAGGUAAAAGAACGCAAGCUUCUUGACAG
Molecule: messenger RNA, 1015 nt
Organism: Hymenoscyphus albidus
Lineage: Eukaryota; Fungi; Ascomycota; Leotiomycetes; Helotiales; Helotiaceae
Source: the annotation of a GenBank genome assembly